GCGUUGCUUCUGGACAUUGGGAGCAGAGAACAAGUGAGCCGAUCGAGACAGUUGACCACAGCCGUCCUCGGGUCAAGGAGACAGAGACUGAGACCCAGGCGUGGAAGGAGGACCACCGGGCAAACACAAACAUGGCUGCUGCUUGUCUGUCCUGCCUCCUUCUCUACAUCCUCUCAGGGAUCGUCGACCCAGCUUCACCUGCCAGACUCGGGGAACAGCAGCAGGCACUGCUCAAUGUGUGCACCAAGGGCUUUUUCCUCAGCGAGAAAAACGAAUGCCUGCCAUGUAACUGCAAAGGCCAUGCUUACCACUGCGAGGACAUCACUGGCGUUUGCAUAAACUGCAGGGACCACAGCACCGGAGACUUCUGCCAGAUGUGUGAGGACGGCUUCAUGCCCACCCUGAGCCUGGACAGACGCCACACCUGCAGACCCUGCGCCUGCCCCCUCUCCGUCGCCUCCAAUAACUUCGCCGUGCGCUGUGACCGAGGAGCCGCCGCUCUGCGCUGCAAGUGCCAGGAAGGCUACGCCGGACCGGUCUGCGAGAGGUGUGCUCCAGGAUAUUACGGCAACCCAAUGGUGAUUGGUAGCUCCUGCAAGAGGUGUGACUGUAACGGCAACUCCGACCCAAACCUGAUCUUCAACGAGUGCCACAACGUGACGGGCCACUGCCAGCACUGCUGGGGAAACACCGCCGGCGCCAGCUGCGAGAGGUGUGCCCCCGGGUUCUAUGGAGACGCCAUCAGCGCCAAGAACUGCAGAGAGUGUGGGUGUAAUAAAUGUGGCACCUCGUCAUGUGACGACAGGACAGGAGUGUGUCACUGUAAGCCCGGAGUCAGUGGACGGCUGUGUGACCGAUGCGAGGAGGGCUACUCCGGUUUCUCCAGCUGUCAGGGCUGUCGGAGGUGUGAAUGUGGGCCAGCCUCCAUCCGCCCCACCUGCCACCCCCUCACUCACAGCUGUCCGUGCCGCCCGGGGGCAGGAGGCCGUUACUGCGAGCGCUGCCUCCCAGGAUUCUGGGACUACAGCCCAUCCGGCUGCCAGAAGUGUGACUGUGAGAGUGGUUACUGUGACACGCAGACAGGGGAAUGCCUGGCAGAGGCUGCCACAGUCAGCCUGUGCAACAGCGAUUGUGAUGAUUGCAUCUGGCAUCUGAUUGGUGACCUGCGGCUGUCCAAUAAGACACUAGAUCAGCUGAAAGUUGGAGUGUUGAACAUCUCCACUGGAGCCGCCGCUAACGACAGGCUCAAAUACUUCAACUACACGGCUCACCGCCUGCAGGCCCAGUUUCACGGCUGGAGGAACAAGUCAACAGUGAUGAAGGAAGAAGCUGCUGAGCUGGAGGAGACGGCAGACGAAGUGACACUCGACCUCAUCUGGCUUACAAAUUCGGAGGGUGUUGUGAAGAGUCUGGAGGAGGAGCUGGAUAAUAACACCCUGGAGACCUUCACCCAGGCUGAGCAGCUCAACACCAACCUCACCCUCCUCAACGCCCGGAUUGAAGAUAUGAUCCGUGACUGGGAGCUGUACAGUGAAUUCCAAGAUGUAGAUCCGGAGGUGGAAAGGAGGAACACGGAGGUGGCUCAGAGGAUGGUGGGCUGGAUGAGGAAACUGCACCUGUCACCACAAGAGCCCGUUGCCACCAACGAGUCCACGGGGGCCUAUGACUUGCUGCGACGCGUUCGUCAGAUGGAAAAGAAGUUGAUGAUGACCGACAACCGACUUUUCCCGCUCAGGGAGGGAUUGUCCCACUUCUCUGCCGGCCUGUCGGAGGCUCAAGACCACCUCCUGAAGGCAGCCAGCACUGUGAAGGAGACAGAGGACAGGAACAGAGCCAGCAUCCUCAAAUUCCAGAGGAAUGAGGCGAAGCAGCAGACGUUUACUGAGGAGGUCGUUUCUGUCCACAACACUCUGGAAGCAGGCCGAGGCUUCAUCUCCGAGGCACAGAGGACCGUGGCUGAGGUGGACGUCCUGGUGCAGAAUGUGAGCGAGUACCACGCCGCCAUCGACGGAGCUGCUCAGAAGCUGACGGAGAAGGCGGAGCGCCUCUCGCUGGCCGACAGAGACCUGGUCCAGAGAGCCGACCGGCACGCCGCCCGGCUGGACCAGCAGGCGGAGCAGCUGGAAGAGGACCUGAAAGAGAGCGAUGCCAAUGGCUUUGUGCAGAAGGCCAUUAGUGCUGCUAACGUGUACAACAACAUCGUGAAGUACAUCGACGACGCCAACAUCACCUCCCUCACCACCUUCAACCUCUCGCAGAGAGCCGAGGACGCCAUCAGUGGGAUCAACACGCAGCUGAGCCACCUGCUGACGCAGAGCGACCACGUCUUCAAAGAGUCGGUGUCUUUACACUCAGAGCAGACUGAAGUAGAAUCUGAGGUGGCCGACAAACUCAAAUACAUCGAGGAGACCGAAGAGACGAUGGACAAAAACACCAAGAAACUGUCGGAAAUCAUGCAAGACAUCAGAGAAAUUCACAAAGACCGAACAGCACAGCGUCUGAACUUCACCAUGGAGGUGGCUGAGGAGACUCUGAACCGCUCGGCUGAGGUCCUGCAGACUAUUGUUCCCAUCAGCAGCAAGGUGGAGCAGUGGGCCAGCAACAUGAAGAACAAUGAAUACUCCACCACCGCCUACCAGGAGGCUGUGGACUCUGCAGGAGAAGCAGUGGAGAACCUGAAUGUUCUGGUUCCUGAGCUGCUGGACAAGCUGAGGGUGGUGGAGGAGAAGAGGCCUGUGAACAAUGUGACCACCAACAUCAUGAGGAUCAGAGAGCUGAUCGCUCAGGCCAGGAGCGUCGCCAAGAAGGUCCAAGUUUCCAUGAAGUUUGAUGGUCGGUCCUCAGUGGAAAUUCAUCCCCACAGCAACCUGGAGGAUCUGAAGACGGUGACGUCCAUCAGCCUGUUCAUGAGGGUGGAUCCUGACAGGGACCCUAUAGAGGACCGAUUCAUCCUGUACCUGGGAGACAGGAAUGGAAGAAAGGAUUACAUGGGUCUGGCUAUCAAGAACGACAACCUGGUGUUUGUGUACAACCUCGGGGGUGAAGAUGUGGAGAUCUCACUGGGUUCCAAGCCUGUCAGCCAGUGGCCAGCAGUCUUCAACUACGUUAAAAUUGAGAGGCUGGGCAGACAUGGAAAAGUGUUCCUGACCAUCCCCAGCCAGAGCUCCACAGACGAGCAGAAGUUCAUCCAGAAAGGCCAAGCUCCCGGCACCGACUCCCUGUUCGACAUCGACCCCAAAGACAUGGUGUUCUCGGUCGGAGGCGUGCCGCCAGGCGUGAAGCUGCCGCCCCCCCUGAUCCUCGCUCCGUUUGUGGGCUGCAUCGAGUUGGCUUCACUGAACAACGACGUCAUCAGCCUGUACAACUUCAAAGAGACUCACGGAAUAGACAUAGUGGCGUCUCCGCCGUGUCCCAGGUACAAGCUGGCGUUCUCCCAGAGUCGGAUUGCAAGUUACCUGUUCGAUGGGACGGGCUACGCACUCAUAAACAACAUCGAAAGGAGAGCAAAGUUUGGUGUGGUCACAAGAUUUGACAUCGCAGUGCGAACAGUGGCCAAUGAUGGCGUCCUCUUCCUCAUGGUCAACGGGGACAACUUCUUCCUUUUAGAGUUAAAGAAUGGCUUCCUGCGCCUCAUGUAUGACUUCGGCUUCAGCAACGGCCCCAAACUUCUGGAGAACAACUUACCAAAGCUGCUGAUAAAUGAUGCUCGCUACCAUGAGGUGUCAGUGAUCUAUCAUCAGUCCAAGAAAGUCAUCCUGUUAGUGGACAAGAGUCACGUCAAAUCCAUGGAGAAUCCAAAAACCACACUGCCCUUCUCAGAUAUUUACAUCGGCGGCGCCCCUUCCAGUGUGCUCCAGUCCAGGCCGGAGCUGUCCUCAGUGGUGGGCUUGAAGGGUUGUGUCAAAGGUUUCCAGUUCCAGAAAAAGGACUUCAACCUGCUGGAGGAGCCAGGAACCAUCGGCAUCAGCAGUGGCUGCCCUGAGGAGUCUUUUAUGUCCCACAAAGCCUAUUUCAACGGGGAGAGCUACCUGGGAUCCACCGCCAAGAUUUCCCCCUUGGAGAGCUUUGAAGGAGGACUGAACUUCAGGACGCUGCUGCCCAGCGGCCUCCUCUUCUACCACAGUGAAGGGUCUGAAGAGUUCAGCAUCUCCCUGGAGAACGGAGCCGUGGUGCUGAACAACAGAGGCACAAAGGUCAAAUCGCACAAGAAGCAAUACAACGAUGGACAGACGCACUUCUUAGUGGCCUCGGUCAACGGUCAAAAGUAUUCAUUGUUGGUAGACGACAAAGACAAACAAGAGAAGAAACGCCCAGCGUCAGCCACAGGAUCCUCAUCGGACCCCGCUGCAAAGAGUUUCUACUUCGGAGGGUCUCCCAAGAGCAGCUUCAAGAACUUCACCGGUUGCAUCAGCUAUGCCUACAUCAACAGACAAGAUCGUGACAUUGAGCCUGAAGACUUCCAGAGGUACACAGAGAAAGUCCAUACCACUCUGCAGGACUGUCCAGUACAGCGCCCCCCAGCUGCACUGCUGUCAAAACGCAGGGAGACCACAUCACGGGCGAAACACAGCCUGCCACAGAAGGUAACCAGGGAUAAACCCAGCAUUCCUCCAGGGCUGGUGGAGCUGAAGAGUGAUGAUCCAGAGCUGAAUAUUGAGACCUGUUACCUAUCCCCAAGCCCCAGAGCAACCAGAGAAGCUUUCUACUAUGGAGGCAUUGCCAACAGCAGGCAGCACUACGGAGACAUCCCAGAGUCCUUUUCUGAGAGGUCCCACUUUUCUUUGUCCAUGAAGACACAUUCAUCUUCAGGCAUCAUCUUCUAUGUAGCUGAUGACCUGGAGGACAACUUCAUGGCUCUAGUCCUGGUCCAAGGAAGACUCAUUUACAUGUUCAACGUCGGAGAACAACAAGUUGAAGUCAGGACCCGGGCCCAGUAUAAUAAUGGACUGUGGCACAACAUUAUCUUCAUCCGAGAUGGGAGUGCGGGCCGCCUCGUAAUUGAUGGACUUGUGGUGUUGGAGGACCAAGUUGAGAGCAGAAACAUCUCCUGGAACGUCAGCAGUCCCUUCUACAUUGGAGGAGUUCCUCCAGGUAGAGCACAGAAGACCAUCCAGGGGAUGUCUGCUCACGGCUUCACUGGCUGUCUGAAGAACCUGCAGCUGGACGGACAGUGGCUCUCCUCUGUGGCAGAGACAUUCGGGGUCACUCCCUGCUUUCAGGGACGCUCCGAGCCGGGGACGUUCUUCUCAGAGGAGGGGGGAUUUGUCCUCCUCGAUCAGUCCUUCCACCUGGGCCUGAAGUUUGACCUGGUGCUGGGCGUGCGCCCCCGUGUGGCCGUGGGGCUGCUGCUGCACGUGCGCUCCACACAGGGGUUCCUCUCUAUGUACAUUCAUCACGGGACGGUGGUGGUUCUGGUGAAUGACGGCACCGACCAGUUCUUUACUCAGGUGUCGCCUCCACAAGGUGUGUGUGAUGGUACCUGGCACAGGAUCAGAGUGAGGCGGGAUGUGAAUGUGGUCCAUCUGGACGUGGAUUCCCAGAGCAGCCACGUCGUGGGUCCUGUGCACCUCGGGCCAGCAGGCGGCGGGGAGCAGGUGUUCAUCGGAGGAGCUCCGGAGGCCCUCCUGCCCGAUGGCGCCCCCAUCCGGAAGCCGUAUGUGGGCUGUGUGAGGAACCUGAGCAUCAACUUCAACCGAGUGAGCUUCGACAAAGCGGCUCUCGUCAGCGGUGCUGUCAAAGUGGCAGACUGUCCGGCAGCGUAACGCUGACAAUACCAUGUGCUGUUAAACGUAGCCACUAUGUGUAUCACCGCCGCUUUAGUCUUCGUCUCACACUUCUGCUCGUUACACUUUGUCCUCCAUGUUUUUUCCCCAGAUGAAGAAAAGUCCCAAUUUCAGUCACUGAAACAGAACCGUGCUGUGGAAGUCGGUCUGUUUCAGUCCAUUAUAACACACACACACACACACACACACACAGAUGGUGAAUGCAUUUACACAUUUUUCAUAAUUUCCCUUUGUUAUGGCACAUUUCGUUUCUGUAAAAGUAACAACUGAAAUCAUUCUUUUUACACAGUUUUAUCUGUCAAUUAAAAAA
Salarias fasciatus (jewelled blenny) is the source of this 6093-nucleotide messenger RNA. RefSeq names its product laminin, alpha 4 (gene lama4). Gene Ontology annotation, biological process: regulation of cell migration; regulation of embryonic development; cell adhesion. Bases 132 to 5762 code for a protein of 1876 amino acids. The transcript is spliced from 40 exons. NCBI's taxonomy places the organism in Eukaryota, Metazoa, Chordata, Actinopteri, Blenniiformes, Blenniidae. The record is from RefSeq and is a predicted model, not a curated record. Gene Ontology annotation, molecular function: signaling receptor binding.